GUAAAGAUAAUUCAUCAGAGCAAUCCGAUUCACCAUGUGUCGUAAGAACCACUACAGUGGAAACUGAUAUAAUUAAAGAAGCAAUGAAGGAUAAUCAUAAUUUAAAUCAUGACUUUAUUAAUAUCU
Molecule: messenger RNA, 126 nt
Organism: Racocetra persica
Lineage: Eukaryota; Fungi; Glomeromycota; Glomeromycetes; Diversisporales; Gigasporaceae
Source: the annotation of a GenBank genome assembly